Theileria orientalis strain Shintoku is the source of this 1164-nucleotide messenger RNA. RefSeq lists its product as hypothetical. Gene Ontology annotation, cellular component: U2-type spliceosomal complex. The transcript is spliced from 3 exons. Gene Ontology annotation, biological process: mRNA splicing, via spliceosome. Bases 1 to 1164 code for a protein of 387 amino acids. The record is from RefSeq and is a predicted model, not a curated record. NCBI's taxonomy places the organism in Eukaryota, Apicomplexa, Aconoidasida, Piroplasmida, Theileriidae.
AUGGGUGAUUUGACAAAGGAAGGCAUUUUAAAGAGCAAUAACCAGCAGUGGUCCUCUUCUGCCAAAAUUGAGGCUGAGGGCCUCGAGUGGCUAUAUAACGAUCCCACAGCUCAGCAAACCAAUGAGAGCAAACUCGAAUCCUAUCUUCUUGGUGAAAGUAUUCCUGGCGCUCGGGGUGAACUCCAGAAAACCAGCGAACUUGAGGACUCUAAGCUCGGGUCCCUUCUGAAGGACGAAUCCUCUAACCGAGUGUACGAACAGACCCUGAACAAGUUCCGUGAGGACCCUCUCUUCAUCAUUAAGAAGCUCGAAAUGCAGCAGAAACAGGUUAUUGACAAGUACGCGGCCAUUGCGAGCAAUUUUGAUAAGAGGCGGAAGGAGUUGUCCAGGCACUCUGACAAGAAACAAUCAGAAACUCGCCGGAGUUCAAGGGAGAAGCAUCGCGAGGGCCGCCAUCGCAGCUCCAGGGAGCGCAGGUCAGAGCGGCACUCCAGGCGCUCUGAAGAACGCCACAGGGAGUCUCACCGCAGAGAUCACAGGGACGGGGACAGAGACAGGGACCGGGACAGACACUCUCGAUCCACCGGCCACAAACAUGAAAAGGAGGACACGCACCGGCAUCGCAGAAGGGACCGCUCGCCCAGCCCUGACGAGCGCGGGUCCCGUAAGCGCAGGUCGCCAUCUCCUGAGCCCCAGCCUAAGAGGAAGAAGGGUCCUGAGGUUCCUAGGAAGUACGACCCUCUCAAGUAUGCCUUCGGCGUCAACGACGACAUCUGCCCUCCUGACGAGAUUCUGGCUACUGCCAAGAGGCGUGAGGAGGAGGCCAGGGCCAGGGAAAUGGACCGACUCGAGUCGACUUCCGUCCACAAGGACGAGGCCUCGCUCCUCGAGGAGAUGAGGCGUGAGGGGUCCUCCCACAUCCGUGAGAAGAUUGAGAAUAUCGCAAAGCUAGACCUAAUUGAGAGCGUUCUUGAGAAGAGCCAGUCGACUGCCAAGCGGGACUACAUUUCCACCGUAAAGCGCCAGGCCUUCGACUCUGCUGACAUGGCCGGCCUUAUUCGUCGCAAGGCCUCCAAACAGCAGGAUCCCACCAGCUUCGCAAACUCACUAGCCCUGAACACUUACACACUCACAUGUACAUUAAUAUAUUGCAACAGCUACUGA